GAUUUCUGAAAGGCCCGUGAUAAGUUGAUGAGCUUCUGCCCCCCGCCGCGAUUCUCCUUUUAGGAUACGUCAUCUGUAUCCGGUGGGCCUCGGUAUCAAGCUACGUACGACUUGCCAAAGCUCCACACCUGGCUCAAACUGCGCUCUGAUCCGCUUGAAAUGAUUUGACGAGUGAAUGUCGUACAAACCGCGAAAACUUCAGCGCGUCUCCAAGGCCUGUGACUUUUGUAAUAGACGCAGCAUCAAAUGCAGCCAAAGUGAGAGCACUCCAGGUCGCUGUAAGAAUUGUGCGGACUUUGAUGUGCCCUGCACCUUUGACCGCCCGGCAAAACGCCGGGGCGUCAAGGCUGGCUCUCGGGCGAGCGCUCUCGAUACUCAGUCUGUGAUUGAAUCAGGCGAGCAUGUAAUCCCCGCACCAGCAGCAACUGGAAGUGAUGGAGGAGCUUCUGGCCCUUCGACGUCUCGCAGCUCCUACCGCUCAUCGAACUUCAGCGAUCCCUGGUCUACCUUUGAUCAUGGCUGGUCAGCAGCCGAGGGCAAUGAUGACUACAUGGCGCUCCACGAUUCUUGGAAAGCAUUUGCUAUUGCCUGUGACCGGCAAAUAAGAAUUCUAGUCCAGGUUUAUUUCGAAAUCGUCUAUCCAAUAUUUCCGUUUUUUCACAUGCCGUCGUUUGUAGAGCAGGUCAAUAACAAGGAGCACCUCCGCAACCAAGGGCUCUUUGCAUCUACGAUGGCUGUUUGCUCUUUGGCCUCCGGUCGUGCGCGUGACGGUGCGUUAUACUCUAAUCGGUGGCAUCGAGAAGACCUCAUAGAUCCGCCCUCUGAGGCUUUUUUUGAGGCUGCUAGAGACUCGAUUCCUCGGGACCUUGUCGCAGCCAAAGGUAUCCACUAUAUGCGCGCGUGUGCCAUACUUGCUAUCGCAAGCAUCCAAAACGGCCAGAUCAAAAAUAUGCAGAAGUAUUCUGGCUUAUGCCACACCUUGAUUUCGAUGGAUUGCUUAUAUGACGAAAAGUUCUGGCCAAAGGACUUAAAUCCGAUUGAGACAGAGGAGCGGCGGCGACUCUUUUGGUCUGUCUACACGCUAGAUAUAUAUUCAACUGUUGUGUGGGGAGGCGUCAUUCGAUAUCGUGAGGCCCAUUCCGCCGUGCGCUACCCCACCGAGGUAGAUGACGAAUUCAUCACCACCCACGGUUAUGGCGUGCCGUCUAUGCCACCAGGAUCGAAUCCUCUGUCGGCUAGCACCGUGACCGUCGUCUCCCGCCAACCUGUGCCCUGGCUACGUGGUUGGAACUUCACCACUGACCUUUACCGUUUUCUUGAAUAUGUGAUCGAUGGCAAUAGACGCCGCUUCUCUUCAGCUAACGGGAAAACACAAGUAUGGUCACUGUUCAGCCCAUUACCCAUGUCAGAGCCGGCGGUCAUGGAUCAAGUCCUUACUAUGUACUCCGCACUUCCAUCGCGAUUUCGGGAGACGCCGCCAACUACAGGAGACAUAUCUAAGGACUUAUUCGGGUUCCAGUCAGCCAAUAUUAUGGCGACGCUACAGCUCCUUCGGAUGAUGCUCUUGUCUGCUGAGGAAAUUGGAGUGGAGCGAAAAUGUGAUGUAGCGGGUGAAUUACUCAGAGCGUUUUCGAAUGUACCUGUCGAGUACCUAAAGGCGAUCAGCUCCCCUUUGCUCCAUCACCUUGGUGGCAUUGGCUGCAUCCUCGGCUCUGUCAUAGAAGGCAGUCUGUCGCAAGAAUCCUACGCACGAGUUCGCACAAUGCUGCUUGAAAUGGCAGGUCUCUUACAACGCCUCGAAACGGAUCUACAUCGGUCCUCCGGUGCCGGCGAACGACUGCGGAACCAGGUUGAUCGAAUAGACGGCUAUAUGCGUACCUCACUUGUGCUAGAUAUUCCUGUACUCAGUACCCCGAUGCCAGCAAAUCCCGAAACUGCUAUCCCAUCAGCGUAUACAUGGAGUACCCCGGCUGCCGGAACCACACCCAGUGCUGGGCUCGACCAGAUGUCGCAGUUUCAGCUGCCACCAGAACUGCUCACAGAUUGGCCAUGGCCGUUGAAUUCCUACAAUACAGAGGGAUUUCUGCCUUGGGGAUUCGAAUAGUUUCAUUUUUGGGUGAUAAGGUGAUCUGCAUAUAACGUGGUAUAUAUGGCCCUUGUAUUUAAUCUUUUACUCAUGCAAUAUUUGCCGCUUCAAGCUCGAUUGCAAAGUGAGCUUGGUGACGGACGUAGACACAAUGCGUCGUAAGUCAUUUCUAGUUUGUCUCCGUAGGUUUCAGUGAAUCUGACGGCAUCUUAUUUCGAUUGCUCACACUCCCUGAACGUGGUAGGAAAGAUCCUUAAAGUCUAGUUCGGACGACCGAUCUGAUGGUAUGCUUGAAUAAGGCUCGUAGAGCAAAAGAAAGAGAGG
Molecule: messenger RNA, 2410 nt
Organism: Aspergillus wentii DTO 134E9
Lineage: Eukaryota; Fungi; Ascomycota; Eurotiomycetes; Eurotiales; Aspergillaceae
Product: putative C6 transcription factor
Exons: 6
Coding region: 176-2104 (642 amino acids)
Biological process (GO): regulation of DNA-templated transcription; DNA-templated transcription
Molecular function (GO): DNA binding; DNA-binding transcription factor activity, RNA polymerase II-specific; zinc ion binding
Source: RefSeq, a predicted model, not a curated record